Molecule: messenger RNA, 508 nt
Organism: Paramecium sonneborni
Lineage: Eukaryota; Ciliophora; Oligohymenophorea; Peniculida; Parameciidae
Source: the annotation of a GenBank genome assembly
AAAAAAUAAAAGCAUAUAUGUUGGAUCUGCUACUAAACAAACAGUCACAAACAAUUUAAACCUUGUAAUUGCAAAGGAUCUUUGUCAUACAUUCACAGAAGAUGUUUGAAUGAAUGGGCAACAAAGUAGUACCAUCAAAACAAUUAGAUAAUAAAAUGUCCUAAUUGCAAAUAUGAAUAUUUAUUUGCAAUAAAAGAGUGCUAUAAAGUAAACCUAAAGGUUAUUUAAGUUGCGCAAUUUUUCAACUUGGCAAUUUUGUGAUUCAAUAGAAAAAAUAGUCUUAAUUUGUAUGACACUAAGUUUAAUAGUAAUUUCUGGACUUGAUUUUAUGUCAGUUUCUGAUUAUUUACAAGUUGAUGAAACUGAUAAAUAAGAAGUUACAAUGUUUAAAUGGGUGAAUAGAGUUCAUUUUGGUACAGUAUUAAUUAUACUCUGUUCUGCAACAUUUAAUAUAAUAUAAAUGGCUGUGAGUAAAACUGAAUUAGAAAUUUUGGAUAUAAGAAAUUGA